Molecule: messenger RNA, 13736 nt
Organism: Spirodela intermedia
Lineage: Eukaryota; Viridiplantae; Streptophyta; Magnoliopsida; Alismatales; Araceae
Source: the annotation of a GenBank genome assembly
AUGGCUGUUCUCCGAGCACCUCUGAUUCCCCCGUCCAUUACAAAGCGCGAAUCCUCGUGGACUUUGUCCUGUAGAAUUCCCUCGAGGCGCCUGUUUUUUGAAUUUCCCGGUCGUGGAUGCCCGUGCUGGAGGAGGACGACGCCGUUCCGUGCCCGAAUGGGCGUCGUCCCCGUCGAGGGAGUCUCAGUCAGGGGAACGGCAUACCGGAGGGACCGGGAGGAAACCGUGCCGGACGCCAUCGCGGCAUUGCACGAGAGGAUCCGCCGGGAGCAAGGGAAGAGGGAAGCGGCGCCGGCGGCGCCAGCUAUGGGGUUGGAGGAGGCGGAGAAGUACAUCCAGAUGGUAAAACAGCAGCAGCAGCGGGGUCUGCGGAAGCUGAAAGGGGAAAAGGGAGACGAUAACAGCGGGUACGGAUACAGAGUCGAUCCGUACACGCUGCGGCCAGGGGACUACGUCGUGCACAAGAAGGUGGGCAUUGGGAGGUUUGUUGGGAUUAAAUAUGAUGUGUCAAGGGAUUCAACGGAGCCCAUUGAGUAUGCGUUUAUAGAGUACGGGGAUGGGAUGGCGAAGCUUCCAGUGAAUAAGGCGAAGAAAAUGCUCUAUCGUUAUAAUCUGUGAGUUUGCUCAAUCUUGCUCUUCCGUGGACUCUGUUCUUCCUUUUCUGUUAAUACCUUUUUCUUCUCUGUUUCCAUGCUGACCUAAAGGAAGUGAUAGGUUUUACAACAUCUAUGGUUCUAUAAUUUACGUGGGCCAUUAUGAAGUUUGCAAUGAAUAUCAUGUGAUUUUGCUAAUCUGAUAGUUUGACGAACUUGGAGGCAUGGUCUAAUUAUUUCACUUGUUUGUCACAGUUAUUUUCCAUAUUUCCUCCAAUGAAGUAUAUUAUUGCCUAUUUCAUAUGGGAGUUUGUCGUUGUCAUUCCGUGCAUUAACAAUGUUGAAACACCUACGCUCUUUAGUGUAAAGACCUUAUUAGAGGUCAUGAGAAAAUAUUAUCUUUUAUGUAGUGAGACUUAUUUAAUUUCAUAUUCUUUAUGCAGUCCAAAUGAAACAAAAAGGCCGCGUGCAUUGAGCAAAUUAGCUGAUACUAGUGCAUGGGAAAGGAGAAGGACGAAAGGGAAGAUUGCUAUUCAGAAAAUGGUUGUUGAUUUGAUGGAGCUAUAUUUGCAUAGGCUAAAACAGAAGAGGCCACCAUACCCAAAAACUCAGGCCACGGAUGAUUUUGCUUCUCAUUUUCCUUAUGAGCCUACUCAAGAUCAAAAGCAGGUUCAUUAUCAAAUUCUAUGUCAUCUUUUUUUUUUGAGCCAUUUGUGAUUCUGUGGUGCCAACAAUCAAUAGCCUUUUUUAGUUAGGAAGAGUGUUGUUGCUAAUAUAGAAGCGUAUGGUAUUUUGAUACUUGAUUUUUUUCAGUUGGCUUAAAUUUGGCAUGGUCCAUACAUGAUUUUUUUUUCCCAAAUGCUUCGUCCUUUUCGAUCGAUUGAUUUUUAAAAGUACUCUGAACUCGAAUAAUAAUAAGAAAAAACGACUCAGACCUGCUGCUGCCAGUCGAGACAGACAGGAAACGGGGCGGAGAUAAGCUUGUAAAGAAGCCCCCCACCCCCCGAAAACCGGUCCAACUUCGCGUUCUUUCUAUUCCAUCCCAUUCCAUUCCGGGAUUGGCGGAUAAUACUAUCAAAAAAAGUGAAAGUUUGAUAUUCAAGUUAACCAGGAAGAAACAGAACUGUGGGAGUAAACCAGGUCAAGAUAUAGUCUAAUUAGCUGUAAAUAUUAAGAAGAAUGCUUAGGAAUGACGUUCUUUAUCUCUUGAAAAAAGAUUACUGAAAACCUGAAAUAGACCUGGGAAUUUCUGUCGGUCAAAGUAACUCACAUUCUGCAUUAAAUCACUCUUACAGAGAUCUGAUCAUCAAUUCUAAGGUCUAUGAUUACAGGUCCUCUUGCAAUGAUAGUCGUAUGUUUUGUCUUUUUGCUUAUUUGCAUAACCAAAGUCCUGGCACCUUACAACUUAAAUAAAACCAAACUACUUUCUUCUGUUUAUUUCUCUUCAUAUCAUUCUUUAUUGCCAUGACCAUCAUAAUGGCUUCAUCACUUUGGCUCAGCUUAACACUCAGAUUACCCAAUGUCGAGGAUCAUCUGGCCGCUUCUUUGAUGACAGCCUCUAAUUUUGUGUUGUCAGAAUUCUACUUAAUACUAAUUAGUGGACAUGGUUGGAGUUAUUUUGAUAGAGACCGAAAUUAUUACCUGACGCUAGUUUGCUUAUCAAUAUUAAAUUUUCAUACUAUUGUUCUCAUUAGUGUCACCCACAGAAGAACGAAAGGAAGGAUGGGUAUCAGGAAUCGAUUUAACAUCUUAGAACCUCAAUCUUGCACAGUGCAAUAUCAUUCGGCAAAGUUCUCUCACCAUGAGUGAUUAUUUCUUCCCUGGAAAGCUGAAGGAUGAUGAUACGAUGAUAAAGGCACGUUUUUUCUGGUCAUAAGGAAGAAUUGGCAUAGAUGGUGAUAUUUCUAUUCUCUUUGGGUUCGAAUUUGACUCGUACCACAUGGAAUGUAGAAUUGGUGUGUUGAACAUUUUCAGCUCUAGAGUUAUGGUUUGAUCUGGUUGUUGACAAUCGAUAGACAAGUUGCCUUAAGAAGUAACAGGGGGUUUCGUUGAUUACUCACUGACUCCCCUACCGGACAUAACGACGAUUCUGGCAGAUUAUAUAUUAAUGGGGCAGGUUUUUGUGGUACCUCAUACAGAAGAUGGAAGGCAUAAACGCCUCAAUAAAUGUCCUAUUAUUUUAUCACCUUUUUGGGGACAUUUCCGAGUGAAAACUAGCUUUUAUGAAACUACUCUGAUGAUUUCUGUGACAUUUUCAUGGAUUUUCCUUCUGGCCAAAGAUUCAACUCAUAACUCUGUUACUUAGCUUCUAAAACAUGAAGUAUCUCUUCUGCAAUUUUAGUACGCCAAAUUUAAAGUUUAAAAAUCUGUUAAAAAAGUACGUCAGUAGAGACAAUUUUCUACCUGCAUGAUUUAUGCCAGUGGCACUGGGAAGUGGUGAUACAGAAGACGAAUUUUGAGCACAGCUGGGGCAUGAUGAUCCUACAUCUUUAUGCCAGCAUCUUAUAUAAUGGUUUUGGAGGUCCAUAUGAGGUUAUCGAGACUAACCGUAACAGAUCCUUGUAAAUGUUCUCUACAAAGUAAAAUGGAACCGAAAGUUUUUAACAUAAGACGUAGAUUAUCCAACACAUUGUGAGCACUGUUGCUUUUGGAUCUUGGUGAAAAUAUGCUAGCUUGAAUGCAAAAUCGAGCUACAGUUUGUGCUUUUACUGACAUAAUUCCUUCACGUCGUUUUCUCUUUUGCAUUUGUCUUCUUUGUGUCUCAAUUUAUUUUUAGUCACGUGCUUAUUAUGACUGUGAAAUUUUCUUCUGGGCAGGCCUUCAUUGAUGUUGAAAAAGAUUUAACUGAAAGAGGAACUCCGAUGGACAGAUUGAUCUGUGGGGAUGUUGGAUUUGGUAAAACUGAAGUUGCCCUUCGGGCUAUCUUUUGUGUAGUUGCAGCAGGUAAGCAAGCUAUGGUUCUGGCACCAACUAUUGUCCUAGCCAAACAGCACUUCGAUGUCAUCUCCGAGCGUUUUUCUCACUAUCCUAACAUCAAGAUUGGACUUCUAAGCAGGUUUCAGGUGUGUUACUUCGUGAAUUUCUUCUUGGGUAUCAAUCUCCAGAUGCUUCCUUUUUCCGUUACCUUGUUUCUUGAACAAAACUUGCUGUUGUACUAGGAAUUCUUCUGUUUCUUCUUUCAUUGGGCUUUAUCUAGAGCUGAUGUUCCUUUUUUGAACGUUUGAACCGGCAGCUCGUUGAAAAAAAAAAUUGCCUUAAUCUUUUAACCAAAGAAAAACAAUAAAGAAUAAGAUUCUUGAAAGAAGCUCGGUCAUGAGAAUUGGAUAUAGAGAUGAUAAAUUAUUCUCUUUUUUUUUCAGAAUAAAAAGAAAUUCGAAUCAUUCAUAAAAUUAAUGAUGUAGAUUUCAUGUCUUUUUAGUUAUUUUGUCUUUUUGUCAUUAAACUAAUAUUCUUGUUUCUUAUCAUCUUUUAGACCAAGUCAGAGAAAGAGGGGUAUCUCUCAAUGAUAAAAGACGGCGAUUUAGACAUUAUUGUUGGGACUCACGCACUUCUUGGAAAUCGUGUAGUCUAUAACAAUCUUGGUCUUCUCGUGGUUGAUGAAGAGCAGGUACUUCUACUUCAUAUUUUGCCUUUUUCCAAAUGCAUUAAAUGGGGUUAUGAUUUUAUUGUUUGGGUUUGAGAGGGCCAAGAAGGAACCAAGAGGAGGUGUGUUGUCUUUUUAAAUAGGUUAGAAAUGAUGUAUAAUUACCUAUAGAAAUAAAAUCAUUUUUUCUAGAUCGAAGGUCACACAACUUAGAACGUUUAAACGUGAAGCUACUAUUUAUAUAGUGGUUUGGCACCCUAGACCUACUUCACCCUUUAAACAAUAUGGCCCUUAGGUUCCACUAACACUUAUUAUCAAAAUCGAUCAAACUUUGAAUCAUCAAAAUAUUUUUUUAGAUUAAUGUUUCCAUGUUGAUAAGGGUCCUUAGACUUUCGACGUUCUAGGCGAGUGUGGGAUACGGAAUGAGACACGAUUGUGAGUCCUUUCCGUUCAGUUCGGAGGUUCGUCCAACGAACAUGGAAUGAGACAUUUGUCACUGCUGCAGCCGUACUUACUGGGUCUUUUUCGGACCCUAUAAUUAUUCACAAAACAUUUCUUUUAGAAUAAAAACUCGAGGUAGGUCCAAGUACAUCCAGUGCUCAACACGAAUCUCAUAGAAUAAAAAAAUUAGCUCUUACUGUUGCAAUAGCCUUGACAGAUGAAUUUUUUUUUGGAGUGCAAAUUCUUAUUUCGAAUGUUGGUGGAGUUAAUCCUUUUAAAAGACAGGAUGUCCCUUAAGCUUUUGUGUUUGGAAAAAACUCAUUAUUGACAAUCAGCUGUAGUCAUUAUGACAACUAGUCAUGAAGCGCCUAAUAGCUAAUUUGCAGGCACUAUAACAUUUUGUUGUUUCUUUAUUUUGUUUUGUUAACAUUAGGUACGAAUUAGUCUUCAUAUUAGGGGAGCGACUCAUACUAUAUCCACUUCCUGCAACAAAGUGAAUACAUCACUUCACAAUAACUUAUUUCCUAAUAUACGGGAUAUUUUAUUUGGAAUUGGAUAUUUGUCAACAAAUAAAUAGUCUUUUGACAUACUACCACCGUCAAAAUUAAAAUAUUAACCUUUUUGGUGAUACCUUAGUCAUAGUUUGCUAAAUAGACUCUUCCUGCUAAAUUAGUCAACUGAUGAGUUGAGUCCCUUCUUAAAAACAAAAAGGGCAUUAAACUUCUUUCAAAUAGUCUCCAUUUUGGAAUGCGUAAUAAGAUGUUAGAAUUGUAUAUUUGCCAAUAUCUUGCUAGAUACUCUUAACAUAGUUGGUACUGCUAAACUGAGUUAACAUCGUUGUACAGUUAUUUUGCUAAUAUCAAAAUUAAGAAGGCUCCAAAUUACCUCAAUAUUUCACUUAUACUACUAUCAAGAGAAGUUAGAGACAUGAUUACAGACCAUGAUACCAUCGAUUCAUACUUGAGUUAUAUGAAUCAUUUCAAAUGAAUCUCUUACUACUUCGUAUUAUUUCUUCGACCCAUUGAGUGCAUUUUACUCUGAUUUAUUAUGUAUAUCCCAAUCAUUGGAAUGCAGCUGAAACUUUGUUUCAUUCUCAGAGAGGACAUUAGUUUUCCACACUACAACUUGAUCUUUCUUUUCACCCCUUUGACAAGUUUGCUUGGGACUCUAGUCAUUGUGACUCUUACAAAGUUUAGUAGGAAUACCUUAGACCUUUAUUCGGGUGUCUUGACUUUAAUCGCAAGGUGUUAUGUAUUUUUAUUCCUGCCAAUUUGUCUGAUGAGACUUUUGACCGAUUGUUUUAGUAUCCACCGCUAGCAUUAUAAGGUACUUGUCACAAGACCUGUAAUCAGGAAGCUUUGCCAAAUUGUGACAUAAAUUAGAGUCAGUCUUAAUGAGAUAAGACCUGUUGAAUCAUUACGAUGAUAUGGAUACUUAUCUUCUUUUAUAGUUGAUAAGAAUAAUUAUAUAUUAAUUAUUAUAGAAAUAAACAUGUGAUGACAAAGAUGGCCCUACUUAACUUAUUGUUGGAUGGAUGCUCUAAUUCUCUGGUCGAAAGUACCCUCUUUAUAUUGCUUGCAUGACAAAGCCCUAAAGUUCGUUUUGCACAGAGAGACACUCAUUAAGAAGCAUGAUUCCAUAUUAGCUCUUGGAAAUAAUCCUAUGAUUAUAAACUCCUUGCCAGCUGGUUCUUGGAAAUGAAUCAUUAUCAUGGCGUUAAAGAUUAUUGGUCAAUUUAAUCAUUACUUUCUACCACAUUAUCUUUUAGUGAGAAUUUUUUCUUUAAAUUUGCCUGUAGGCUUUUUAUCUAGUAUUUUUUAAGAGAAAUGGAGAUAAUAUUUUAUUUUAUAUUAAUUAAUAACUUUCAUAAUUCUCUUUACUACAAACUUGAUGUGGCCAUUCUUUGUUUCUCUCUUCAACAGAGGUUUGGCGUCAAACAGAAAGAGAGGAUUGCAUCAUUCAAGACCUCUGUUGAUGUUCUGACACUUUCUGCUACACCUAUUCCCCGCACACUUUAUUUGGCUUUGACUGGCUUCCGUGAUGCCAGGUAAUAUCUGAAGAAUGUUUAAAUUUAGGAUGUAGAUUAUUUUAGUUAGUAAAAUCUGUUUUGGCGGGACUAGGCCUGCCUACUGCUGUACCUUGACGUGUGCUUGCUCUGCUUGCCCUGUCCUUUGGCUCUUCCUUUCUUUCUCGCUCGGUCUAAUAUAAUAGAGUUGUGCUUUCUUACUUGGUAAAUCUUAGUUAGUAAUUACAUAAUUUUCUGCAAAACCUCUAAUAUACCAAUUAUUUUGUCGUAAUAUCGACGUUCUACUACAUAUUCCCUUUUUUUUUUGAAUUUAUUAGAUGUAUAUCACUGCUUUGACAUUUAUAUUGGAUACUAUGUCACCAGAAUUUGAUCUAAUUAUUGUAUGAACGAAUAACAUGCUCAUAUUACCAGAAUUUGAUCUAAUUAUUGUAUGAACAAAUAGAGACAAAUAGCAAACAGCCACGUUGGAUUAGACGAAAGAUAAUGUAUAAAUGUCAUGGCGGCAAAUUACAAAGAUAAGGAUAACUUAUCUUUGUGACAUGUUACCUUAUCUUUACAAAGAUAAGGUAAAUAUUUCCCGUUUCGGGAUGUAACGUGGCUGAGGUUUGGAAAUCUGCUCUUUUCCUUUGUGAAAAAUUGUUUGAGUAUUUUAUCACUUGCACUGGACGACGGUAAUUGAAAUGUUUUAGGGUAGAUCGUGUACUUAUAUAUGCUUUAGGGUACGAAGAACAUUUUUUAGGAAUACAUUAGGACUUGUCUGUGAAUGUUUGCUUUUGUCCUAAGGUUCUCAACAGAUCAUUCAAGAGAAAAAGAAGCAGAAGAGUGCGUAGGAAACAAACUUGAAUACAUUUUAGGCUGGCUUUCCUGGGGACACUAAUGAUUUGCUCUGUUAUGGUAUCUCGUUGAAUGGCACCAAGCUUGUGCCGUAGAACAUAUGGAUAUGACAGAAUGUUUUAUAUGGGGAACUUGCAAUAAUAGCAACGCGACUUAUGCCCUUAUUUUCUUAUGGUACGAAUCUGGUAACUUUCUGUGAUCUAAAAAGGAUUUGGAUGGACAAUAAUGCUGGGGAUUUAUAGAGAGAGGUGAUGAAAUGGUGACAAGAACUUCAGGCUCUAGUUUCACAAAAUGGACGGAAAUCGGUUUCAGAGUGGCGGGAGAAGAAGGGAAGAUGGUUCGACUUCCAUGUAUAGUUCUGUCUUGUUAUCUUCAUCUAACAAAUCCCAUCUGCUUUGGUUUCAAGAUAUGAUCACCAGAAAGCCAUUUUAUGCUGCCAUAUAUCAUAUUGACCCUCAAUAUGCAUAAUCUUAUAUUUCAUUUCGAUUGUGCUUAUCCAAAUACCUCUGACUCUUUCUAUUUCUAAUUAUAAACCUAAUUAAAAAUGUUUAGUAGAUUUCUUAGCAUCUGAUGUAUUGGUUUUCUUGGAUACACCCUAGUCCAUGACCUCAUUAUUCACAGCAUAAAGUCUACUCCAUUCAUUGCCGGUUAGUUUUGAGUUAGAUGUUCUAAUUGGUGUAAGAUUAUAUCAAAAUUGAUGGUUGCUCCCAGGCACAUUCAUUUAUGCUAUUUGUCGGAUAAAAACCCAACGUCGCCUUGUAUGUGAUGGGACAGUUAAGGACAAAUAGAUAGCAUGUCUCAUAUUAAAAGACAAAUAGAUUCUAUGGUUAGAUAGAUGAGCCUAAUCUAUUCAGUGCUGUCCAGUUGAAUGACCUUAUAACUUCAACAAUUCAAAAUACACUACUGUGUAAACAUAACUUCAAGCAACAAUAAAAUCUGACACAAAUGAUAGUACAAGAUCAUUGUAGACUUAAUGUGCUUCCAGCCAGGCACCAACCAUUUUCUAAUUAAUAACUGCUGAUUUCUCUUCAUACGUUUUCCCAAUAUUAAUGUGUCAAGUAUGUGACAAAUGCUUUAAAAUCGUUAGGUUUGUGUACAGGCCUCAAACAAAAUACUCAUGCAAAGCUAGGCCAUAUUAUGAGGAAUGGUUUAGGUGGAAUGGAUAAACUUCUGAAGCCGUUUUGUUCAUCAUCAUUCACAUAAGAAUUGGCUUGUUUUAAAUCGACAUAGCCAAAAUUUCCUCAACUACAAACGUACUCUAUCACUUUAGCCUCCCUUUGAAAUUCCACUCGGUUAUCCAACCUAGGAGUUAACUGAGACAAAAAAUUAAUAAAAUAUUUACUUAUCAGUUAAGGCUUGUUUGUUAGCAAACUUACUUUACACUAAAGGAAAAAAUAAAAUGAAAUAAAAAGGUUAAGAACAGUCUAACAAAGAUAGAAAAAAAUAUUCAAACGCUUUGGAAAGUUUAUAGAUCUUGGAUGAAGCUUGAACACACCAUGGAUGAUUGCGUUUUAACAGUGCUCUAUAGAGAGGUCGACAGAUUUGAGAUGAAUCAGUACACUUUUUGUGUCGACAUUGAGGUCCAUACAUUCAAGAGAAGAAAUAAAUAUUUCACAGUUAACAUUCAACUCUUAUUCAGAAUUAUUUUUUCUCAUCAAAAGUUUCAAAAGAUGAGGAUUGGAGACUAAACAAAACAUGAAGGCAUGGCUUCAUUUUAAUGAAGGCAAUAAGAUUACUACAAUGUGGAGUAAUUUUGGUUGUAAAAAGUGCCUGAUUGCUUGCUUCUGCUUCUCAGUUAUUAUCACUUUGUGCACUCAUGUUUUGCUGUCGAAAGAUUCUCCUCUCAAACGAGCAACUUAGACAAGCUGCUUAGCGCUUCCUUUUAUACACUGAACCAAGGAUAUGCUUCAAUUUUCGCCGCAAUAUCCUGUCGUUAUCAUGCUUUAGCUGUCCAGAUUUUAAUAUCUGUAAAAAUUUCUUUGUUUUUCUAGUUUGAUUUCGACACCACCUCCGGAGAGAGUUCCAAUCAGAACACAUCUUUCAGCAUACAGCAAAGAUAAAAUUUUAGAAGCAAUCAAGUUUGAGCUGGACCGUAGUGGCCAAGUCUUCUAUGUUCUUCCUCGAAUUAAAGGUCAUGUUUUUAUUGAACUUUCAUCUAAUAAUUUUCUACACCUGAUCGAGUAUUAUUUAUAGGUUGUGGAUCAUUCCAGAAAGAUUUGUAUCUAAUUUUUCCUCCCUUAAUAUUAAUAUCUUAUUGGGCAGUAUUAAAUAGUCUCUUAUAAAUAUUAGAAGGAAAUGGUGAGCUUCAUGCAUCGUAUUCUUUGUGCACAUUAAUGCUUUUUGCUGAAUUUUGGCUUUCCAAUUGAAGUCUAACAGGUCUUGAAGAAGUGAUGGAACUUCUCGAGCAAUCAUUCCCGGAUGUCUCCAUUGCAAUUGCUCAUGGAAAGGUGAUUUUUUUAAGAUGAUAUGUGAUUAACAUUUUAUCAUGUUAACAUUCUCUCUGUGAAAUCUUCCCGUGGAGAUACAGUUCAGUGUUCAACCUUACUGAUUUAUUACCAAAAUAUACUCAAAGUUUGUAAAAAAGUCUCUGAAUUACAUUUGAUUGAUGUUUUAAAAUGAUAUGUGCAUUGUGAGUCAUCAAUUUUUUGUGGAUAUUUUUCUUUUGGAUGCUAAUCUCUCAUUUUCCAAGCUUACAAUUCUUCACUGACAUGAUCUUAAUUUUCACAUUCGAACUUGAAGAUUUAGAACCAUGAAUCCCUCAACACCCUGGCCAAGUGAGUAAACUAAGGAUAAAAAUGUUAUACAUCUUAAGAUUCACGUCAUGGGCGUACUUUAGAUCACUUGGUAAGCAUGACUCAACUCAAAUAUGCUCUUAAGAUAUGUGAGACGUUACGUGCCCAUUUUUGGUCAAGUUUCUUUUAUAAGUCACUAAUUGUUGUCAAUUGGAGUUUUUCAUCAUCUUCAACUGUGGAAUCAUUUUGUUAUCACUUCGAUAUCCACUUAGUGGAUUGAUAAUGUGACUUUGACAUUGCACUUUCCUCUGUAUUUUAUUCUUAUGUCAGCAAUACUCAAAGCAGCUGGAAGACACUAUGGAGAAAUUCUCUCUUGGUGAAAUCAAGAUUCUGAUAUGCACAAAUAUAGUGGAAAGUGGACUGGACAUCCAGAACGCCAACACCAUCAUAAUUCAGGAUGUCCACCAGUUUGGUUUGGCCCAGUUAUAUCAGGUCCUAAUUCUUGUUUUACUACCUUCUAAAUUUCAGUGGAAAUUUUCGAAACUCGGAUAGACAAGAUUUAUCUUCAUAGAUAUGAUGCUAUUACUUUCUAUUCCUAUUCCAUAUCAAUCAUGUACUUUAUGGGUUAGUUUGUAGUUUUUGUCUACAAGUCAGUCACAUUCAUGAAAACUUCAGAGAUGGUAAAUAGUCAUUCUCUUGCCAACGUGUUUAUGGGCACAUUGUCCUUACCUUACAUUAGGUUUCUGGUCAUUCCUCAACGGUGGGAUCUUUUAGUUUGGAGAUUUGUGAAGCCUAGUAAAAUUUUACAAUUGAGAGUGAUGGGAGCGUAAAGGAAGACAUGGGCGAAAAGGAGAAAAACAAUUGACAUAGAAUCUGGAGAGGAUGGCCAAGGUGGAUGAGAGGUCGAGAGAACUUCCAGAAGAAGUGGAAGAAGGUUGAAUGGAUAUAUCCUUCGAAGUAUUUUCUACGUGAUUUUUGAUGAGAGACUUGUUCUUCCACCUAUUGUAGCAAAACAAAGGUAUAUACCGGCAUAAACUUCAAAAUUUUCAGUGAUCUCAAUCUCAAUAACUUGACGAGAUGAGAGUGGACCCACCCAGAGAAACGAGAACAUGAAUGGGUUGCAAUGUUCUCUUCCCCCAAUACGAGAUCUCAGAGCUUCUGUAGAGAUUUUGUAACAUACGAAAGAGGGAGAGUAAAUCAGUACGAGGAGAAUCGACACUAGAAUAUAGGUUUACCCCAAAUAAUACCCGAGGUUUCUCAGUAUUGACCACAUAAAUCCCCUUUCUACCCCAUAUUACACGGAUCACUCUUUUAAAAGCGUCCACAAAUCAUCCAAACAGUCUCUCAUGUAUAGAUGCAGUCUUUCAAAAAAUUAUAUCAUCUGCAAAACUGACUCUGGGAGCUGUAUGCAUCAACAUAUGCAUCAUGUCACUUAUGUUCUUGCUUACGAUUAAAUUGAUCAUAUGUCCCCAUCACGAAAGAUUUUGUUCUUCAGUGGUUGACUUGUGGUUUCCUUUUCUAUUUGAUUUUACGGGCUGCAAUUAAAUUUUCUCAUUGACAAGAGAUCUCACUGUCAUACUCCUUGCUGGAGCUCACUGUUCUCUUGCUUAUGGAGAGGGUCCAAGAUUUUGGUUGGGAUUUUGCCUGCAUUGGUAUCAAUCGACCUAACAAUGUUGUUCCAAUAUAUAAUUGAACAGUUGCGUGGGAGGGUCGGACGAGCAGAUAAAGAAGCUUUUGCAUACUUGUUUUUUCCAGACAAAUCGCUUCUCUCUGAUCAAGCAUUGGUAUGUUUUGCAUAACCUUCCUUUUUCAGCGAUAUCAAAUUUCCUUUUUAAUCUUCUUUUAUGACUUGUAAUACGCAGUUUUCUGGAAUGGUUCAUCAUAUGUGAAACCUUCCGCUCAAUUGCCCGAUAAAUCCACACACCGUCAUGAAAGACUCAAUCCCCUAUUACUGCUAUAUGACCGCAGGAAAGACUAGCUGCUCUCGAGGAGUGUCAUGAUCUCGGACAAGGGUUCCAGCUCGCAGAAAGGGACAUGGGCAUAAGAGGUUUUGGAAAUAUCUUUGGUGAGCAACAGACUGGUGAUGUUGGCAACGUAGGAAUCGAUCUUUUCUUCGAAAUGCUUUUUGAAAGUUUGUCCAAGGUAUCUCAUUUUCUUCUAAACUUGGUAUUUUGUACGAUUCUUUGUUCCUCAUUAUCAACUGGCGGGAAGAUUUUUAUUUUUAUUUUCAUUUUCAUUUUUAUUUUCAUUUUUAUUUUCAUUUUUAUUUUCAUUUUUAUUUUCAUUUUUAUUUUCAUUUUUAUUUUCAUUUUUAUUUUCAUUUUUAUUUUAUUUUAUUUUAUUUUAUUUUAUUUUAUUUUAUUUUUAUUUUUACUAUUAUUAUUUAUAUGUGCAUUUAUUGUAUAUAUUCUUCCUCCAUUAAUUUCCAGACAUUAGAUAGGUUCUUUUGUGCUGCCUUUCUGCUAUUUCAGAGGUAUGCCCCAUCGGGGGAAAGAAGUCUCUUUGAUGUCUGAACUUUGGAACUUGCUUUAUUUGAUUUCUAGGUUGAAGAACAUCGACUUGUCUCAGUUCCUUACAAGCAUGUUCAGGUAUUCUUCUAACAUUACAGCCGCCUCUUCUCAAAGUCAAGAUUGAAGUCGUCGAUUGAACAGAGGAAUCCGAAAGAACUGAUUAAAACAUUUCUGCCACCUCUUCCUUUCCCAGCUGGACAUCAACAUAACUCCCCAUCUCUCAUCCGAGUACAUCGACCAUCUUGAAAACCCUCUUGAGUUGAUCAAUGAAGCAGAGAAAGCUGCUGAGAAGGACAUCUGGAGUUUGAUGCAUUUCACCGAGUGCUUACGUCGGCAAUAUGGAAAAGAACCACGAUCAAUGGAGGUAAUGAUACUCUUAACAAGCAAAUAUCGUACCCAAAAAAAAAAAAAAAAAACUUCCAGGGGCAUCCGUGAGUUUUGACAUUGAAAAUGUAUGCAGAUACUAUUGAAGAAACUCUAUGUUAGAAGAAUGGCAGCAGAUCUAGGUAUCAACAAAAUCUAUGCAUCAGGCAAGACAGUUUGCAUGAGAACUGACAUGAGCAAGAAAGUCUUCAGAAUUAUGACAGACUCAAUGGCGUCUGACAUUCACCGUAAUUGCCUUGUUUUUGAGGCCAAUGAAAUCAAGGUCCGUAUGAUAUUUCAUCUAUAUAUAUAUAUAUAUAUAUAUAUAUAUAUAUAUCAAUACCCAAAAACAAAAAAAAUAUGCAUUUUUUUGGACACUUGGAGGUUGUGCAGCGGCUUUAACACUGCUGAGAGCAGAGGAGCGCUCAUCCUGUUCUUCCUUUUUCCGAGCUUUCAAUACACCGAGGAAAUCCUUGUAUUUGUUUUUUUAUAUUAUCACACCGUGAGUUGACUUUUAGAUGAUAUCUCUUCCCUCCCCAUCUUUUCUUUCAGGCCGAGCUCCUUUUGGAACUGCCGGCAGGGCAGCUUCUGAACUGGAUAUUCCAGUGCUUGAGUGAACUCUAUGCCGCCUUGCCAGCCCUCGUCAAGUACUGA